Archocentrus centrarchus (flier cichlid) is the source of this 6026-nucleotide messenger RNA. It is a transcript of the gene slc2a3a, whose product is annotated as solute carrier family 2 member 3a. Gene Ontology annotation, biological process: dehydroascorbic acid transport; response to insulin. Lineage: Eukaryota; Metazoa; Chordata; Actinopteri; Cichliformes; Cichlidae. The transcript is spliced from 11 exons. The record is from RefSeq and is a predicted model, not a curated record. Gene Ontology annotation, cellular component: plasma membrane; basolateral plasma membrane; apical plasma membrane. Bases 251 to 1849 code for a protein of 532 amino acids. Gene Ontology annotation, molecular function: D-glucose transmembrane transporter activity.
GGUUACGUGCGGUUUCCCUCGCAGCUCCCCGCAUGAAUUAGCUUGUAUGAGAGAAGAAGGGAGGCACUGCCGCAAAAACCGACCGCUGCAGCUUCUGUGUCCGGACCGGCAGUCACGACAGUUUUCAGCGCCGACGGGCGGGUCCUGCGAAGCUUUUUAAAGACCACCUGAAGCUCCCAGCUUCUGACUCCAGCCUGCAGUUUGGGAAUCUUAAUAUCUGCCCAGGGAUCGCUCCAAAACAUUUCGAAAGAUGGAGAGGCAGGAAAAGCAGGUGACAGGUUAUCUCCUGUUCUCCCUCGCCACCGCCGUCAUCGGCUCUCUGCAGUUUGGUUACAACACAGGAGUCAUCAACGCUCCCGAGGAGAAACUAAAAUCUUUCUUCAACAUCACCUGGGUGGAGCGUUAUGGCAAGUACAUCGACCCAGGCGUUUGCACCAUUGUCUGGAGUGUUACUGUUUCCAUCUUCAGUGUGGGCGGCAUGGUGGGCUCCUUUAGCGUUGGCGUUAUGGCUAACCGGUUUGGCAGGCGUCGCUCCAUGAUUCUGGUGAACUCUCUUUCGGUGAUCGGUGGCCUCCUCAUGGGCUUCUGUACCAUCUGUUCCUCCUACGAGAUGGUGAUCGCUGGGCGUCUGGUCAUCGGACUAUUCUGUGGUCUCUUUACUGGCCUGACUCCCAUGUAUGUUGGCGAGGUAUCACCAACUCCACUUCGCGGCGCCUUUGGCACUCUGCACCAGCUCGGUGUGGUUGUGGGCAUCCUGAUCGCUCAGGUUUUUGGUCUGGAAGCUCUGCUGGGCUCAGAGAAGAUGUGGCCCCUGCUGCUGGCCCUUACUGUGGCCCCUGCUGUCCUGCAGUGCAUCCUGCUGCCUUUCUGUCCCGAGAGUCCCCGCUUCCUGCUCAUCAACCUCCAACAGGAGGAGCAGGCCCGCAAAGUGCUGGUGCGUCUGCGCGGGACUGAGGAUGUGAGCAAAGACCUGCAGGAGAUGAAAGAGGAGAGCGCCAAGAUGGCCAUGGAGAAGAAAGUAACCAUUGCUGAGCUGUUCCGUACGGCAGCGUACCGACAGCCCCUCCUCAUCGCCAUCAUGCUGCAGCUCUCCCAGCAGCUGUCAGGGAUCAACGCUGUGUUUUAUUACUCCACUGGGAUCUUUGCCUCAGCUGGAGUGAAGCAGCCCAUUUACGCCACCAUCGGAGCCGGCAUCGUCAACACCGUCUUCACCAUUGUUUCUUUGUUCCUGGUGGAGAAAGCCGGGCGCAGGACUCUGCACCUCCUGGGACUGGGUGGCAUGGCGGUCAGCGCUCUGCUGAUGACGGUCUCCCUCCUGCUGGACAACAUCCCUGCUAUGAGCUACGUGGCCAUCUUGGCUGUCAUGCUUUUUGUGGCUAUGUUUGAGUUGGGCCCCGGUCCAAUCCCAUGGUUCAUUGUGGCUGAGCUAUUCUCCCAGGGGCCCCGCCCAGCAGCCAUGGCUUUGGCCGGCUGCUGUAAUUGGACAGCUAACUUCCUGGUUGGAAUGAGCUUCCCCACACUUCAGGAGUGGUGUGGGCCUUUGGUCUUCCUCAUCUUCGCCGGCUUACUCGUCAUCUUUUUCAUCUUCACAUUCAUCAAAGUCCCCGAGACCAGAGGCAAGACCUUCGAUGAGAUCGCCCGCGGCUUUGGCGGCGCCCCGCCUCCUCCUUCCUCGUCCACCGAGGAUCCUCCUGCCAGUGCCAGCACAGCUGUGACCCUUCCUGCCUCGCCUGUGAAGGAGAAGGUCCCACUGGUGGAGGCACCGGCAGUAGCUACGUCUCCAGUGGCUGAGACCACACCUCUUGAAGCUAAACAGGGCAGCACAGCAGAGCACGUAGAGCAGGUGUAGAUGAGGUUUUCAUGGAUGAGGGAGGUUAUAAAUGAAGGAAGAUUCACAGCAAUUUUAGCUACACUGGACCUAUAGAAACUAUUUGAUAGCAGACCUAGAGAACAGCAUCAUCAGAUUAUGGGUUUUGGGCCUUUGAAUGGUCCGGCUUUCUGCUUUCAUGAUCGCACUGCGGACUUGUUUUUCCUGAGGUUUCCCACACUUUCUUCUUUUAAAUCCUCUCCUCCUUUGAACAGAAACAGGUUGAAUCUACUGUACAUUCCUAAGAAUUCAGCUGCGCUCAUUAAAAGGGUGGCUAGUUUUUAACACAGCGGUGUGUCCACGCAGGAUGACACACUUUUAAACAAAAGUGGAGCAGGUAUCAGGUAACGGUCCAGGCGCAAUGACAAGGUCUGAGGGGUGUGAGCGAGGUCACAUGGAUAGCAAUGAACCACAUUUUUUACAACUCACACAAUUCUGUUUAAAAGUUUAGAUACGUGUUGUAGUGGAGAAUGUAGUGCAGUGUGACUUGUAGCUGUAGUUUGUGUGUUACUGUAGUUUUUGUUGCAGUUUUGUAUCUGGAAGUGUUCUCAAAUCACAGGUCCAAAAGGACAUCUUUGAAAUGCUAGUCUCUGCCUUCAGCUUUUGAUUAAGAGCUAACAGAAAGCUUCGAGCAAAGCCAAAGAACUGCUGGACACAUGGGCUCAAACGAGGCUGUGUAGGGUGUGGAUUUCAGAGCAGACGCAGAUCAUGCUAACUCUGAAAGCCAGGGAGGCGGUCCACCAGUGUGUCUUUGUUUAGUUGGAGUUUGGCGCCACCCUUGGUAAUAACUGGUAAUUGCAGAGGCUUUCUGCCUCGUCUUUCAUGUUUGCAGUUGAUGGAGUUGAUGAUGAAUCACAAAUUUACUCCAAACAGUUUCCUACUGACUGGAAAAUAUAAGGAUAUAAUUAUUCUGUUUAAUGCACAUUGAAUAUUUAGAAAGGAUUAUUAUUUUAGGACAGUGGCCUGUAAACAAAAACACUUUCACUUAUUUUACAUGUUGAUCAUAGUGGGGUAAUGUGCAAUGUAUAUUACUUUGUUAAAGGGAAAGUUAUAAUAUUUAUUACCUUAGAAAUAAAUUUUUGUAUAGAGUAUAUAGUUAGAAAUCAAAUAAAGACCUGUAGUGCUUUCCACACUUGCCCGAGGUAUAAAGAGAGUCUGUAAUAAUGAGCUCUGCCUCCAUCACCUGAAGUGUAACCCAGAGAUUUAGAUGCAUUCAUGCACCUUGUUAAGCAGACAAGCGGCAACAUGAGCAAUAGAGCCAAAUUCAGCAACGUAGAAGUCACUGAGCAGCGCUUCAUGUCUAACCUACAGAAUAAUCUCAGACGUAUUUACCUUUUUAGAUUAUUCCUUAUAUCUGUCCAAACUGAUGUUAGAAUAGAUAAGAGAUGCAUUUAUUGAGCAAUCUUAAUCCUAAACUGUGUAUGAGCUGAUAAUGGGUUGAGGCAAUCAAAGGGGGAAGUGCUAAUACUCUAUGAAGAACGGGUAAAUGACGAUCAGUGAUAACACAACUGUCUCUGAUGGUUAUUGUGUUUGUUUUCACAAAGGGAGAAAUUUGCUUGGACUUUUUUGUUCUUCCGAAGUGAGGCAACAGUUUUUAUGUUUUCACAAAUGAACUGUAUAUGUGUGUUUGUAGUCAGUUUGAUUAUUUAUAUAAAACACUGCAAAGGACUGACUUUCGCUCUGCAAACACACCUGUGGAAGCGACAAGUCUGGAUGCAGGACUCGGUGAUUAGUGAGCAAAACCUUUUUUUCAGCAGACAAAGUGUUGAUGAAGUUUCUUACGUGCUCCAAAUCACCUUCUGAUUACAGGAGCACUCAGAGAACCGAGGUUACGAAGCCUCGCGUGCAUUAGUUCCAGCUUCUCAGCUCCCUCUGAGUUAAAGAGCUGAACCUGCGCUCUGCCUUCAGCACAGACUUCACGUUCCCUCAUGUCUGCUAACCUUAUCACAUGUGCGUCACAUUUGUUAACAUGACAUGAAGAACGUCUUCAAAUGCUUUAAAAAUCCUCUGAAUGGCUCUCAAAGCCCAAAUGCACUAAAACUGACUUUGACGCAGCAUUAUGAGCCAAAAAUUCUUUAUUAUUAUAAAACAACAAUCAGCCCUGUGAGCUUCAUGCUUUAAUGCUGGCUCCUAAAUAAUAAAGCUGACUUCUUGAAACGAUUGGAAUGAGGUCAUCUGUAUAAAUCUGAUGUGUUUCUGGCUUUAAUCACACGGGUCCUGAUCCUUUGUCUGAGGCAUUAGCUGUGUGUAGCAUUAUCAGCCAUCAUAGAUUUAUGAAUUGUAAACUCUGUAUAAUGUGUGUAAUGUAGACACAAAGCAUAUUUUCUAUAUUCUGUCGUGACUGCGUGGAUUCCUGUAGUUUCUUGAAAAAAGCUAUUUUCACUCAUGCUGCACAUUGAAGAUAUAUUUAUGUAUUUAUUGUAUUAUUUAUUUUGUGGACACACUGGGAGAAUAUUUGUCUUGACAAGUCUUCUUUCAGUGAGACCGGCCUGAUUUAAAGAGUGCUGAGCUCAUUCGGUGUGAUAUGAAGAGACUUAUGAAAUAUUCCUUGCAGUGAGGGGAUUGUCUGUGGAGUCAUGGCUUUGUGGUGUGUUGUGGGUGAUGUGGUGUGCUUGCACUGAGGGAGGUGUGUGCUGCCGUCCUCCUCGCUGGCAGUGUUCAGUGUUGUGUUUGGUCUUCUUUCACCCACACAGCUUCUUCAGUGGCACUGAACUGUAUCAGACCAGAGCCUGGUGUCUUCUCUCUGCGACACAGCCGGCUGUCAGGAGACAUCUUUGCUCUCACUCUUCUUAGCACUGAGGCCUCGUGGGGUUAAGAAACGAAUGAAGAGAUGUGUUUAAGAAAGCUCACGUGUUGCUUUGGAUGUGGAAAGAUUAGAUUUUGGUGUGCCACCUUCAAGACCAGAGCACGAGGCUGUUAUUUUACUGUGUUUCUACUGUAAUCUACAACAACAGGUUCCUGCUGCAAAAACCUUACAGUGCUGCGCUGCAUCUCAUAUACAACAUCCUCUGAUUGACCCUGCAGUGGAAAAAUGAAUACGGUUUGUUAAAGCUGAUUCAACAGGGCUUUGAAACUGGAUUCACCCUGACUCCACCCUCUGUUUGACUGCAGUGCAUCCCAAAUGUAUUUGAAAGGAUUUAAACGGAGCCAGGCUCACGCUCAUCCUAACAGCUACUUUAUGCACAUGUACCAACCCCAAACCUUCCAUUUACUGUACAAAGACGGUAUAAUUCUGAAUUUAUAAAUAUGUAUUUUUUAAAAGAGUAUUAUUUAUAUGUUGACUUUGGCCGUCAUAUGUGUGUCUGGUUCCUUUUUAAUUUGGGGUGCACAUUGUGAUUACCUCUCUGCUCCUCUAGCUCUGAGCAUCCAGCAGGUCUUUGUGUUGGGCUGCAGUUCUUCUGCUUCCUUUUCAGGAAUGCCAGUGAGCAGAAACUCCACAAAUGUGGAGGGUACCAACCCAGCCCUGAUCUCAGGUAACCUGAGAUCAGGUGGGUGUUCACUGGUUAAACAGUACACAAUCUGCCUGAGAAGAAGAGUCAAACCCUGACCAACACUGCUGUUAAUUUCCAUCUGCUUUACAUGCCUGCUCACAUUACACUCAGAGCCGUGCAGCAUCAGAUUGGUCACCACGUUGUUGCCCUUCAAAACUUUCACCGUAAAAUGUCCAAACUUUCUGUGCUUUAAGCCAGCAGCUCUGGUGAUAGUCAUGCAGUGUCCACAGGUCUGAAUCCGUCACCAAGCACCGUUUGGCUGUGCUGCUGUGAUCUUUGUUCUGUGUUUCUGAUGUCAGUGUGGUCCUCGUGUGUGUGUUGUUGCUGUGGAAAUUGAUGUUUGAGUGUAAUUCAGCUGUUUGUGCCUCUCUGUUAUUAAAUGUGUCUUUGUGGGAAAGGUUCCCUUUGCUUCCAGUGUGUUAGAAAGCACUCCCCGGGUUACCACGCGGUGCUUCGUUAGUGUUACCUGUGUAGUUCAUAUGCUCGAAGUGCAGUGAGUGUGUGACAGCCAGCGUCUGUAUGCACAGCAACAAUCUAAGCUAGUCUGAUGAAACCACAUUUCUUUUUCAUAUUUCUCUGCUCAGCAACAGUGCUGCACCCCAGCCAUUAUGGUUUGUACUGUACAAAACACUUAUGUUGUUAAAUUAAAGAUUCAUUGUGUAACCACA